Messenger RNA from Knipowitschia caucasica, 1578 nucleotides. The record is from the annotation of a GenBank genome assembly. NCBI's taxonomy places the organism in Eukaryota, Metazoa, Chordata, Actinopteri, Gobiiformes, Gobiidae.
AUGGUUUUUGGGGGUUGGGUGGUGGGUGUGGGGUUGGUUUUUGUGUGGUGGUGGUGGGUUUGUGGUGGGGGUGGGGGUGGUUGUUGUUGGUGGUUUUGGUGGGUGGGGGGUGUGGGUUGGGUUGGUGGGGUGGGGGUGUUGUGGUGGGGUGGGGUUUGGGGGGGGGGUUUGGUGUGUGUGGGUGGGUGGGGUGUUUGGUGGGGUGGUGGUUGGGUGGUUUGGUGGGGUGUUUGGGUGGGGUGUGUGGGGGGGUGGUGGGGGUGUGUGUUGGGGGUGGUGGUGGGUGUGUUUUUGUUGUGUGUGGGGUUGGUGGGUGUGGUGGUGUGUUGGUGUGUGGUGGGGGUGGUGGGGGUGUGGGGGGUUGGGGGGUGGGGGGGUUGUUGUGUUGGGGGGGGGGGGGGUGGGGGUUGUGUGGGGUGGGUGGUUUUUUUGGGGGUGUUGGUUGUGGGGUGGGGGUGGUUGGGGGUUGGUUGUAUUUGGGUUAUGGGUGGGGGGUGGUGGGGGUGGUGGUGGGGUGAGGGGUUUGGUGUUGAGUUUAUGUUGGUGGGGGGGGGGGGGGUAGGGGGGAGGUGGGGGUGGGGUGGGGGGGGGGGGUGUGGGUGUGGGGGGGGGGGGGGGGUGGUGGUGGUGGGGGGGGGGUGGGGUUUGGUGUGUUGGGGGGUGGGGGGGGGGGGGUGGGGGGUGGGUGGUGUGUGUGUUGGGUUGGGGUGGGUGUGGUGGUUGGGGUGUUGGGGGGGUGUGUUUGUGGGGUGGUGGUGGUUGUGUGGGGGGGGUGUGUUUUUUGGGUGGUGUGGGUGGUGGGGUGGGGGUUUGGUUUGUUGUGGGGGGUUUGUGGGUGUGGGUGGUUGGGGGUGGGGGUGGGGGUGGGGGAGGGUGUGGGGGUUGUUGUGGGGUUGUGUAUGGUGUGGGUGGGUGGUUUUGUGGGUGGUGGGGGUUGGGGGGGGUGGGGUUGGGGGGGGGGGUGGUUGGGGGGGGUGUGGUGGUGGUGUGGGGGUGGUGGGGGUUGGGGGGGGGGUAGGUGUGGUGUUGGGGUGGGGUGUGUGGGUGGGGGGUGGGUGGUGGGUGGUGUUGGGGUGUUGGGUUGUGGGGGGGGGGGGUGUGUGUUGGUGUUGGGGGUUGGGAUGGGGUUGUAGGGGUGUGGGUGGUUGUGGGUGUUUUGUGGGGGUUGUUGGUUUUGGGUGUGGGGGUGGUGGUGUGUGUGGUGUGUUUUGGUUGUUGUGGGGUUGUUGUUGUGUGGUUUGUGGGGGUGGUGGGUGGUGGUUUGGUGGGUGUUGUGGGUGGGUGUGGGUUGGUGUGGGUUGGGGGUUGGGGUGGGGGGGUUGUUGGGUUGGGUUGAGUGGUGGGGGUGGGGGGGAUGGUUGUGUGUGGAGAGGGGGGAGGUGGAUUGAAGGGGGGGUGUUUGUGGAAAAGGAUAGGUGGGGGGUAGGGUGUAGGGGUUUUGGUAGUUUAAGUAAUUUGUGGGGGGGGUGGUGGGGGGUGGGUGGGUGGUGGGUGGGUGGGGGUGGGUGGUUGGUGGGGGGAGUGGUGUGUUGUGGGUGGGUGUUGGGUGUGGGUUGUGAUGAUAGGGGGGGGGGGUAG